AUGCAACAGCAGCAACAGCAGCAACAGCAAGAGCAGCAGCAGCAGCAAGAGCAGCAGCAGCAGCAGCAGCAGCAGCAGCAGCAGCAAGAUGGGGCAGACGGAGAGCACCCCACAAGCGGCCCCUCCAGUUGGGGAGACGGCUGCAAAAGCUGCGACAUGUUACUUCCUCAGCAGGUGCUGGUGCGUCUCUGUUUGUUUGCAGCAACAGCAGCGGAUGCUGCAGCAGCCAAGGCAGCAGCAGCAAAGGCAUCAGCAGCAAAGGCAUCAGCAGCAAAGGCAGAUGCAGCAGCAACAGCAGCAGAGAAAGAAGACUGGACAAAGAGGGGUUCAACAGACACUGCAACCACAGUAGAAGGUGGAGACGCACCAGAAGAGGCUGCUGCUGAAGCUGCUGCUGCUGCUGCUGCUCCCGCUGCUGUUGGUGCUGCUGCUCCUGGGUCUCGGGAAGGGGCCCUUGGCGGCGAAGGGGGGCCCAAUGCAGAGGAAGCAAAAAGAGAGACUGGGCCACAGCAGCAAGAGCAGCAGCAGCAGCAGCAGCAGCAGCUUAAACAGAAGCAGCCUAAGAGCCAGAGAGCACAGGGCCAGCAGCUGCAGGAGCAGCGGCGGCGCGUCCUUCAGCGCCAGCAGCAGCAGCAGCAGCAGAAGCAGCAGCAGGAGCAGAAGCAGCAGCAGGAGCAGCAGAAGCAGCAGCAGCAGCAGUUGGAGGCACCGAAAGCAGCUGGCCUGAAGCAGUUGCAGGAUGGGGAGGCCUCCUUAGCUGCAGAUACACCGCAGCAGUCUGGGGGCCCAGGUGUACAUACACCUGGAGAGGGAGAAGACGCUAAGGCGGACGCGCAGCAGCAGCAAAAGAAGCAGCAGCAGCAGAAGCAGCAGCAGCAGCAGAAGUAUCACCACCAUCACCAGCAGCAACAGCAGCAGCAGCAGCAGCAGCAUGAGGCAGCAGCAGCUGCAGCAGCAGCGGAGGAGGGGAGACAAGAAGAAGAGACGCAUAAGCCUGUUGGGGGUCCCUCUGGUGUUGCUGCAGCUGUUGAAAUGCACGAGACAGAAAGUAAAGCCCCUAAGGAAGAGUUAGCUGAGGGUCUGAGCAUGCAAGAAGAGGGGCCCCCUAAGGAGAGAGAUUUGCUGCAGGAAGGGGGGCCCCCUCAAGAGAAGAAGGGGGCCCCCGUGGAGGAGGCAGGGGGCCCCCCUGAGGAGGCAAAGAAGGGGGCCCUUAAGGGGGAUAUGAGGGUCCCUAUAGAUGCUAAGGGGCCCCCCAAAGAGGGUAAGGGGGCCCCCAAAGAGGGUAAGGGGGCCCACAAAGAGGGUAAGGGGGCCCCUCAUGAGAGAGAGGUAUUAGGGGCCUCUAAAGCUAAAGAAGAGGUGGCGGGGGAGGAAGAGUUUAAUGAAGCUUGUUUAUCUUAUCUAGGUGCGCAGAGGGCCCCCGAAGAAGAGCAGGGGCUGAAGGAGACAGAUAAAACACAAGAAAAGGAGAGACUUCUCAAUAGGGGCCCUGAAGAUAUAGGCCCUGAGGAAGAAGGGGCCCCCCCAAAAGAUAAAGAGAAGCAGCAGCAAAACUUACAAGAAGGGGCCCCUAAAGAAGCACAAGCACAAGCAAAAGAAGAAGCAGCAGGCUUAAGCGAGGAAGGAGGGGGGCAGAGCAGCAACAAAGAAGAAGCAGAAAAACAACAAGAAGAAGGGGGCCCUCAAGAGAGAGCGGAGGCCCCCAAAGAAGCAAGAGAGGCCCCGCAAGAAGCAGAGGGAUAUAUAAAAGAAGAGGCCCCAAAAGAACAGGUGGGGGGCCCUGCAGAAGAUGUGAGGGGCCCUAAAGAAGGAGACACACUUAAUAUGAAUGCAGAUAUAGAGAAGGUAGGAGACAUUAAAACAGAAGGGGCCCCUAAAGAAGAGGAAGCCCUAAAGGAGACAGGGGCCCCUAAAGAAGAGGAGGCCUCUAAGGAAGCAGAGGCCCUGAAGGAAGAAGAGGAGGCCCCUAAAGAGGGAGGGGCCCCUGAAGAAGAAGAAGAAGUUUCAAAGGAGGAAGGGGCCCCUAAAGAAGCAGAGGCUCUCAAAGAAACAGAGGUCUUGAAGGAAGAAGAGGAGGCCCCUAAGGAAGCAGGGGCCCUGAAGGAAGAAGAAGGGGCCCCUAAAGAAGAAGGGGCCCCUGAAGAAGCUUCAAAGGAGGAAGGGGCCCCUAGAGAAGCAGAGGCCCUCAAAGAAACAGAGGUCUUGAAGGAAGAAGAGGAGGCCCCUAAAGAAGAAGGGGCCCCUGAAGAAGAAGAAGCUUCAAAGGAGGAAGGGGCCCCUAAAGAAGAGGAGGCCCCUAAGGCAGCAGAGGCCCUGAAGGAAGAAGAGGAGGCCCCUAAAGAAGUAGAGACGCUGAAGGAAGAACAGGAGGCCCCUAAAGAGGAAGGGGCCCCUAAAGAAGAAGAAGCUUCAAAGGAGGAAGGGGCCCCUAAAGAAAAGGAGGCCCCCAGGGCAGCGGAGGUUUUGAAGGAAGAGGGGGGGGCCCUCAAAGAAGCAGAGGCCCUGAAGGAAGAAGAGGAGGCCCCUAAAGAGGAAGGGGCCCCUAAAGAGAAGGGGGAGGCCCUUGAUGAGGCUGGCGGGGCCUCUAGAAAAGAAGAGGGUCCUGAAGAUGCAGGGGCCCCUAAGGAGAAGGGGGCCCCUAAGGUUGGAGAAGACAAAGGGGAAGAGGCCCCAAAGAAGGAGGUUGCUGAUGAAGGGGUGCCACCUGGAGAUAAGAAGAAAGCCUCUGGGGCGCCCUUAAAGAGCAAAGGAAGUCUGCAGGGGCCCCUGCACAAAAGGGGCCCCUCAGGGGCCCUACACUCUAGGAGGAGCCUAACAGGGCCCAGAACAGAGCCCAGCAGCAGCGGGAGACAGCCCCUUCAAACGCGACAUUCAAUGAAAAACAACAAAACAUCUCAGACAACACCAACCGCGAAAACUUCUUCUGGGGUUCAUAGGGGGGCCUCGGGGGCCCAUGCAGGGGGCCCCAGAACAAGGGCCCCCUCAGGAACAGCUGCAUUUCAAGGAGGAAGAUCAGCAGAAACCCCUGCAAGGGCUGCUACGCUAGGAUCUCACGUGUCGCGCACGUCCACAGGGGCCCCUCUGGCAAAGAAACCCCCAGGAGCCCCUACAGGGGCCCACCGAGGGACCCCUAGUCCAGCAACAACACAACCUACAGGGGCCCACCGAGGGGCCUCUACUUCAGCAGCAACACAACACACAGGGGCCCACCGAGGGGCCCCUAGUUCUGCAACAACACAACCUACAGGGGCCCACCGAGGGGCCCCUAGUUCAGCAACAACACAACCCCCGGUUGCAAAGAAGCGGUUGGAGCAGAGAGCGAACAGCUUGAUGCAUUCUUGGCCGUCGACAGGAGAAGAAAAGAGCGGAGAUGCUGGGGAGGAGGGGGUUAAGACCCAGUUGAGAAGGGGUCUAUCUCACGGAACUGUAGCGCCUAAGUCGGUGCAUCCUACGAGGCCAGUGCAGAAGAGGUGGAGAUGA
This is a messenger RNA of Eimeria acervulina, 3480 nucleotides long. RefSeq lists its product as hypothetical. NCBI's taxonomy places the organism in Eukaryota, Apicomplexa, Conoidasida, Eucoccidiorida, Eimeriidae. Bases 1 to 3480 code for a protein of 1159 amino acids. The transcript has 4 exons. The record is from RefSeq and is a predicted model, not a curated record.